Molecule: messenger RNA, 1374 nt
Organism: Arabis nemorensis
Lineage: Eukaryota; Viridiplantae; Streptophyta; Magnoliopsida; Brassicales; Brassicaceae
Source: the annotation of a GenBank genome assembly
AUGGCACAACAGUCCUUACCAUCAAUCCAAUCGUGCCACGUGGCAGUCAUCGGAGCUGGAGCUGCCGGGCUAGUGACGGCGAGAGAGCUUCGACGGGAAGGUCACUCGGUGGUUGUCUUCGAGAGGCAGAAUCAAGUCGGAGGAACUUGGAUCUACACCGAUCAUGUCGAGCCCGAUCUCCUAAGCGUUGACCCGACCCGACCCGUUGUUCACUCGAGCGUCUAUAGCUCUCUCCGAACCAAUCUUCCUCGAGAGUCUAUGGGAUUCAGAGAUUUUCCGUUCGUUUUCCGAUCCGGCGUCUCCAAAUCGAGAGAUCCGAGGAGGUUUCCGAGUCAUCGUGAAGUUUUGGCGUAUCUGCAAGAUUUCGCUAAGGAAUUUGGAAUCGAAGAGAUGAUACGGUUCGAGACGACGGUUCUACGUGUUACUCCGGUGGAGAAAAGCGACGGCGAAGGAGGAAUCGGGAAAUGGAGGAUUGAAUCGACAGAGAAAGAGAAGAAAGUUGGUUGUGAUGAGAUUUACGAUGCUGUUGUUGUUUGUAAUGGACAUUACACUGAACCUUGUCUCGCUGAAAUUCCUGGGAUAAGUUCUUGGCCAGGGAAAGAGAUGCAUAGCCAUAAUUAUCGUAUUCCCGAACCAUUCAAAGAUUUGGUUGUUGUGCUUAUUGGAAACGCUCCAAGUGGUAAUGAUAUAAGUAGGGACAUUGCUAGAGUUUCCAAAGAGGUUCAUGUGGCUUCUAGGUCUAAUGCAGCUGAUACGUUUAUCAAGCAGUCCGGUUACAGUAACCUGUGGACGCAUUCAAUGAUAGAGCGUGUCCAUAAGGAUGGUUCUGUGGUUUUUGAGAACGGGAAAACGAUUUUGGCCGAUGUUAUUAUGCAUUGCACAGGGUAUAAGUAUCACUUUCCGUUUCUUGAUACCAAUGGAAGUGUUACCGUAGAUGAUAAACGUGUUGGACCAUUGUACAAACACAUCUUCCCUCCAACAUUAGCACCAUGGCUCUCCUUCGUUGGGAUACCAUGGAAGGUUUUGCCGUUCCCUAUAUUUGAGUUGCAAAGCAAGUGGGUUGCAGGUGUUUUGUCGGGUCGAAUCACACUUCCUUCAGAAGAAGAUAUGAUGGUGGAAAUCGAAACCUUAUACGCAACACUUGAAGCCCAAGGGAUUCCUAAGCGAUAUACUCACUGUUUGGGUAUUAGCCAGCUUGAGUACAAGAAUUGGUUGGCUUCACAAUGCGGGUGCUCGGGAACAGAGGAAUGGAGGUUAGAGAUGUUUUUGACGACUAUCAUGAGGAAUAGAGAGCAUCCGGAGACGUAUAGAGACGAAUGGGAAGAUCAUCACUUGCUUGCUCAAGCUUAUCAAGAUUUCUCUUUGUACGUAUAA